Molecule: messenger RNA, 721 nt
Organism: Raphanus sativus (radish)
Lineage: Eukaryota; Viridiplantae; Streptophyta; Magnoliopsida; Brassicales; Brassicaceae
Product: multiprotein-bridging factor 1a-like
Exons: 4
Coding region: 74-502 (142 amino acids)
Cellular component (GO): nucleus
Molecular function (GO): DNA binding
Source: RefSeq, a predicted model, not a curated record
UCAGCUAAUUUAAUAUCUCCUCUGUAAGCUCUUGAAAGAGAAGCUAAGAUUGAUUUUUGAUUGCACAAGGAGCAUGGCAGGAACUGGACCGAUGAGUCAGGACUGGGAGCCGGUGGUGAUCCGUAAGAGAGCCCCUAACUCUGCCGCCAAGCGCGACGAGAAAACUGUCAACGCCGCUCGUCGUGCCGGCGCCGAUAUCGAAACCGUCCGAAAAUACAAUGCUGGAACCAACAAGGCAGCUUCAAGCAGCACUUCCCUCAACACAAAGACGCUUGAUGACGACACUGAGAACCUUACUCAUGAGCGUGUCCCUACUGAGCUAAAGAAAGCCAUUAUGCAAGCCCGCACUGAGAAGAAGCUAACUCAGUCCCAACUUGCUCAACUCAUCAAUGAGAAGCCACAAGUGAUCCAAGAGUAUGAGUCUGGUAAAGCUAUCCCCAACCAGCAGAUCCUUUCUAAGCUCGAGAGAGCUCUUGGUGCUAAACUCCGUGGUAAGAAGUGAUAUAUGAUCAUCAACUCCUCAAUCUCAAUUUGCAGUUUCACCUUUCCUAACGACAUUCACUGCUUUCAUGCUUCCUUUCUUGUAAUGUCGUGAACUCUGUCAAGAGUAAUCUUUUUUUUUUCAUGUAAGAAAGAUCAACAAUUGAACCUUUGCUUGAUGUAUCACUCUUUCCAGAAACAUAUAUAUCAUUAUAAAAAAAUAACACACUGUUUGGUAAUA